Molecule: messenger RNA, 2551 nt
Organism: Planococcus citri (citrus mealybug)
Lineage: Eukaryota; Metazoa; Arthropoda; Insecta; Hemiptera; Pseudococcidae
Product: ecdysteroid-phosphate phosphatase-like
Exons: 12
Coding region: 294-2303 (669 amino acids)
Molecular function (GO): protein binding
Source: RefSeq, a predicted model, not a curated record
AAAAAAAAUUGAAAAUUUUAUUACAUUUUCCUGAAAAAAGACAUAUUUUUAGUGCUUUUCACUGUUUAAUUAUUAUACGAUUAGUUUUAUUUCUAUUAAGUGAAGUUCACCAUCUUUCAACGAAUCUCUAAAGUACACCAGUAUAGUAAUAUUUGACGCAGUAUAAGAAUUAUUUAUUACACUUCCAUUCCAAAGCUUUGCAGUGAUAAUCAUCAUUCCCUUUUACGAAACCCAUGCAUCUUUGUUCAAAUAUUUCCGAAUAAUCAACCACAUAACUGAACCAACCCGUAGCUAUGGAUAGCACUCGUACUUUACCGCCGAGAAAAAAUCUGACACCGACCAGACUGAGUAAGCAAUACUUGAGUCCAUUACAGACUCUAUUGCAGAUGGGGUUUCAAAGGCAUCGAGCCGAAAAAGCUCUCGCCGCCACCGGUCACAGAGGAGCUCAAUUGGCAGCUGAUUGGUUAUUGGCUCAUGUCAACGAUCCUACGUUAGAUUCGCCGUCCCCUAGAGAAUAUAUUCUGUACGCUUGUCCUUACGGAGAAUUUGUUCAACAGUUGGAAGUAUUUUGGAAUAAAACUCGCGAAGAAUGCGGUUGGAAUGGUGCUCUGAAUUUCAUCCCUCAUGUCACAUUAGUCUCUUUUUUCAAGGCACCGGAUGACUGCUCUUUACAACUAGUUCAAACUCUAGAUCAAGUCGUUAAACAAGAACUAGAAGCGAAAGAUAACGUCGAUGGGUUCACAUUAGAGCCAUACAUUUCGCCCAAUUUUAUGGGUUUAUUUAUUUCGGAAGACAACUCCACCGUUUUGAAACGAAUCGCUUUGCAGUACGUUAAAGAAGUAUCGAACGCGAUCAUUAACGAUAAUUACGAACAGUUGGACGCGAUUGCGACUUGUUUUCCAUGGUGUACUACUGCAACGAGUAGAUUUUCAAUUUUACCCAAAAAUAUGCAAUCAAUUUCUCUAGAGCCUCAUGUGAAAUCUUUGCAUCUCACAUUAGCUUAUCAAUUCCAACCAGAUGAUUUUGAAAAAUUAAAGCAACUUAUACACGAUACCAUCGAUUCCAGUUUACUUACACAAUGGGAAAUCAGACUCUACUCGAGAGAUACCAGAGUAGCCGGAAAAUUGGUUUACAAAGUUAUCUAUUCUCAUUUACCGAAAGAAUCCGAUGAAUUGGAAUUAAGAAUAGGCGAUUUUAUUUACGUUAAUGAAGAUGCUGUGGCCAAUUCACCUGAUGGUUGGGUUGAAGGAACUUCCUGGCUUACGGGUUGUUCCGGAUUAUUCCCUAUUAAUUAUACCGAACGUACCGCCGAAACUGAUUCUUGGACUUUACACAAAUCGGUACCUUUGUUCGAACAAGACAACGAACCAGAAGCUGCUGAACUUCCAGUAUCGGAUUAUUUGUGUACUAGCAAUAUGACCAGUUACGAUAACGCUAGCACUGCUUCUAUGUGCUCUUUGAAUACUAACGAAGCUGAGAAUAACGCUGGGAUUCAAAAUAAACCAUCGUCCGAUAUAUUAGUAAUGCGUCACGGAGAACGAGUAGAUUUCACGUUCGGUAAUUGGAUUCCGACUUGUUUUAAUAAAGAAGGGAAAUACAUUCGUACAGAUCUGAACAUGCCGGUGAUUUUACCACAAAGACAGAAUUACCCGAAUUCCUUCAAGGAAGACACGCCCUUGACUAAUGUAGGCUUAUUAGAAGCUAAAUUAACCGGUGAAGCUUUAGGAUUAGAUGGUAUCACAGUAAAGUACGCUUAUUGCUCUCCAGCUCUUCGUUGUGUUCAAACUUGCCACAGCCUUCUAACUGGUAUGGGUAUCAGUGAUAAGUUACCUAUCAGAAUUGAACCAGGUUUAUUCGAGUGGUUGACUUGGUACACGAAUUAUUAUCCAGAAUUUAUGACCGACGAUGAAUUAAUCGCCGCCGGUUACGAUAUAGAUAAAACUUACGAGCCUUUCAUGACUCGAGACGAAUUGAAGACUCAUCUGAAAGAAAAUUGUGACCAGUAUUACUCGCGAAAUUUCGAAGUUGUCAAGAAAUCUUUGAAAACUGCAGACGAACAAGGUCCAGGAUACAUUUUGAUCGUAGCUCAUGCUUCGUCAUUGGAUACCUGCUCCAGACAACUGAUGGGUUUAGAACCUCGUAAAGAAGAAGCUAUGAGCAAAAUAAUGAUGAAAGUGCCCUACUGCAGUGUCGUACACUUGGAGAAGCAGAACUCUCUAUGGACAUUGAACGAAUCACCCGUACCUAGUAUAAGUCACUCGUUGAAUAAACGCUUCGAUUAUAAAGUUCUAAUAGACGAGUGAAAUAAGUAGUGAUACUUCAUCAUAUCGCUCAGACUGAUUAAAUCCGUAGUCUUAUUUUUAGCUAAGAUGAGUUUUUAAAUGCAGUAUUUCUUUAUUUUUUAAAACACAUUAUUGCUGUACCUAUUUAAAUUGAGUGAAGCCGAUGUAAAAGAUUAUUCAUUUUUUUUUUUCAAUUUGUUACUUUUUUACAGAUAUUAGAUUUUAACUAAGUAUUGUUUUAUGUUGCGGUAUAAAACAUUCGCGAUUGA